AUGUUUUCCAUAUUUGUUCAGCCUCCUGGACUCACACACCAGGAACAACCCAGCCAGCACCCGAGCGACUCUUCGAGGGCCCGGCUGCCGGCGCUGCUGCAGCUGGCGCUGGGCAGCGCCGUGGCUGCGCUGGGCUUCCUGGCCGCCGCCGUCAGCUCCUCCGUGCUGCUCAGAGACACGCCGCACUGGGCUGGGAUCUGUGUUUGCGUGGUAUCCUUAGUCGGAUUUGUUAUGCUCUGCAUUUCAUACCAACCUGAUGAGAAGACAUGUAUGCAGUUCACAAUAAAGCUUUUUAUUUUCCUGCUGAGCGCCCUAGGCCUGGUGGUGUGCGUUUUGGCGGUGGCUUUUGCCGCGCACCGAUACUUGCAGAUGACACACUUCAUCUGCGACACCGUCCUCGAGUCCUGCCAGUGCAAAGUGGACGCGGAGGACCCCUUGGGCAGGACCUUCGUUUACCAGGAUGCGGCCGACUGCAGCAGCGUCACCAGCACCCUCCACCUCUACUUGCUCCUGCAGAUGGUCCUCAACACGUUGGCAGCCAUCGUGUGCCUCGCGGCGUGCUUCGUCAUGUGGAAGCACCGCUACCAGGUUUUCUAUGUGGGCGUCCGCUUCUACCCAUUAACGGCCACCCAAGGGCAGCAGCACAAAGUGUAGGGUUGGGGCUG
Messenger RNA from Tinamus guttatus (white-throated tinamou), 665 nucleotides. Lineage: Eukaryota; Metazoa; Chordata; Aves; Tinamiformes; Tinamidae. The record is from RefSeq and is a predicted model, not a curated record.